GUGGAGAGCGGACGUGCGCGUCGGAACGGAAAACUGAAUUACGAAAAAUUGUGUAGUGGGUGUUGGAAAUAUAGUGUAAACGUGUGUGUUAUAUGUUCUCUGGCUGAAAGGAAGAUGACCGUGGCCUUUAUCAGAUUAUGAAGCCCCGAAUGGGGCUGAGCCUCAACCAGGCGCUAUGUGGGGUGUCGGCGUGUUCAUAUUAUCGCAGAUAGUUGUAUGCCAGUUCACUACAGAAAACUCGACAUCCGAAGACACAACUGUGACCCCAUACUACGCGCUCAGCACUGGUAUAGUCCCGGCACCAAUAAUGCUGCGACUGGGCAAUUCCACGAUAGACAGCACCAAAUCCUUCAAAGUCCCGCAGCAAGAGGCACCAGUUGUGCCCCACGUGGUGUCCGUCAAGUCGUACUUCGAUCACGGGAAGUAUGGACCGACGUUUGAAGAUGUACCUGAUGGGAAUAUGUCGAAGAUAACGGUUCAACUUGGAGAGGAUGCGCAUCUUAAUUGCAGGAUUAGUCUGCUUCAGGAUAAGACUGUAUCCUGGGUAAGACGUCGAGGUAGAGAUGAAAUUCCCGAACUGCUGACAGUCGGCGCGGUAACUUACGCCGCUGACGACCGCGUGACGGUCGCCAAGCGUUACCCCGGCAACUGGAAGCUUCUCGUAAGGGAGGUGAAGCCGGAAGACGAAGGAGUUUAUGAGUGCCAGAUAUCAACGCAUCCGCCUAGAGUUAGCAGGAUAUAUCUGCAUGUAAAUACACCACAAGUCUGGGUGGUAGACGAAGCUGGUGCUCCUCUCCUAGAGAAGUUCUAUGAAGCGGAGUCGACCCUCGCGCUGGUCUGCAGAGCGCGGUACGUGGACACACCGGCGGUGCUUACGUGGCUACAUGAGGGAAAGGCGCUAAAUUCUGACACGUCGAGAGGGGGUAUCAGUGUAAAAACAGAACAAGUGCCAGGCGGCGCGGACAGCGUGCUUCGCCUAGCGCGUGUGAACAGCAGCGACGCGGGGAACUACACGUGCGCCGUGCGCGGCGCCAAGCCGCAUACUGUCGCAGUUCACGUGCUGAACGAAAGCCUAGCGGAGCUGCACGCCAACGCCGGAAUUCACACACCACAAAAAAUCACUGUUAUAACGUUAUUUAUUAUAACAGUGAUAUUAUCACAGUCGACGUUAUUCACAGUGGUUGUUAUUUUAGCAACUCUAGUACAUAAUAUUAGGGUCCAAGGCCUUUUAAAAGAACGAUUUACGGGGCUCAUGUUUCCCACGUGAUAGUUAUAUUGUAAAUAGUUUGAUUUUAAAUAUUAUACAUAG
Messenger RNA from Colias croceus (clouded yellow), 1309 nucleotides. RefSeq lists its product as uncharacterized. The coding region runs from base 176 to 1267 and encodes 363 amino acids. The transcript has 7 exons. The record is from RefSeq and is a predicted model, not a curated record. Gene Ontology annotation, cellular component: neuron projection membrane. Lineage: Eukaryota; Metazoa; Arthropoda; Insecta; Lepidoptera; Pieridae. Gene Ontology annotation, biological process: synapse organization.